AUUGAACAAAGAAUCGCGUUAAGUCAAACUUCUAUUCCACUCAACCAUUUAAGCUGUAUAUACAUUAUGGAUUUGGGAGACACUUAUGAAGAAAGUGAUAAAUUAACGAUUAUGCCUCUUGGGGCUGGUCAAGAAGUUGGAAGGUCAUGCAUACUGUUAACAUUUAAAGGGAAGAAGAUAAUCCUAGAUUGUGGUAUACAUCCUGGCUUACGCAACAGAGAAAGCCUGCCAUUCAUUGAUGCAAUCCCGGAUAUCCAAACGACAGACCUUAUUUUAAUUAGUCAGUAAGUAACUUAAUCUCAAUGCAAUAUGCAUAGCUUUCAUCUUGAUCACUGUGGAGGGCUUCCACAUUUGCUUUUAAAGACUGGAGCUAAGUCAAAAUGUUACAUGACACACGCAACGAAAGCCAUUUAUCGUUAUUUGCUUGCUGACUUUGUUCGUGUUAGCAAUUCUGGUGGCCUACCGGAUCAAUUAUUGUACAGUGAUCGAGACAUAGUAGCUAGCUUAGACCAUAUUGAUACCAUAGAUUUUCACCAAGAACUUGAAGUUAACGGGAUAAAGUUUUCUGCCUAUCAUGCUGGACAUGUGUUAGGUGCAGCGAUGUUUCUAAUAGAAAUUGCUGGUGUAAAAAUUUUAUAUACUGGGGAUUUCAGCCGACAAGAAGAUAGACAUUUAAUGUGUGCUGAAAUUCCGCCUAUACGCCCAGACGUUCUGAUAACCGAAGCUACUUAUGGUAUCCAUAUCCAUGACAAACGAGAAGAAAGAGAAGCUAGGUUUACUAGCUUAGUUCACGAUAUUGUCACUCGUGGAGGGCGCUGUUUGAUUCCAGCAUUCGCACUUGGCAGAGCCCAAGAAUUAAUGUUGAUUCUUGAUGAAUAUUGGGACAAUCAUCCAGAACUGCACGACAUACCCAUUUAUUAUGCCAGUCAGCUCGCACGGAAAUGUAUGGCAGUUUACCAAACGUAUAUUUAUGCCAUGAACGAACGAAUUCGCAACCAGUUAGCAAACAACAAUCCAUUCUGUUUCCGACACAUAUCCAAUUUAAAGAGUAUUGAACAUUUUGACGAUUCUGGUCCAUGUGUGGUUAUGGCCAGUCCUGGAAUGAUGCAAUCUGGUCUUAGUCGAGAGCUAUUUGAGAAUUGGUGCACAGACAAACGUAAUGGAGUAAUUAUUGCAGGCUAUUGUGUCGAGGGUACUCUGGCGAAACAAAUUUUAUCUCUACCGACUGAAGUACCUACAAUGUCAGGUCAAAUGUUACCACUGAAAUGUUCAGUAGAUUAUAUUAGUUUCUCUGCUCAUACUGACUAUCAACAGACGAGUGCAUUUAUCAGAGAACUAAAACCAAGCUAUGUCGUAUUAGUACACGGAGAACAAAACGAAAUGUUACGGUUAUGUGGGGCUUUACAAAGGGAGUAUGAAGAUGAUGAAACAUGUAGACUGGAAAUAUUUACACCUAAAAACUGUGUCCCGGUUAAUCUACGUUUUCGUGGUGAGAAAGUUGCUAAAAUUUUGGGCAGUCUUGCCCAUAGUGCUCCUAAAGAAGGUCAAACUAUUUCAGGAGUACUUGUAAAGAAAAAUUUCGCAUAUCAUAUUUUAACACCUGGUGAAUUACCGAGUAAGUAAUUUCAUAUUGUUUCUGUGUUAAUGAUCUUGUGAAAGUUAAAAUUUGGAACGCAUCUCGAAAGCCUCUACGGCUUUGAUGUACAUCCUACUGAUAAUAUCAAGAGGUAUUUACCACUCCCCUUUGAAUAACCAUUAACAGAUAAUUUAUUUCUGUUUUCUCCUUGAUUUAUUGUUGGUGUAUCAUACUUUAGAUAUGGUUCAUUAACUGACAUACUUGACCUUCAGUUUUAAGUCUCAGUAUGUAUAAUCUAAUCUAGACAGCUAAAUAUUGCUGGUAGCUUUCACUUGAAAAGUGUGGUUUCGAAUUUAGUACAGUAGUUUUAUACGGUUUUUGAGAUGUAGUUGAACACAGGAGUAAAUGUCUGAAUGAUUGGAUUAAAAAAGAAAUGUUUCUUCGCUCAACUUGUUUUUUUUUUAUUAUAUUUAGCAUUAAUUAGUGAAUAUGUUAGAGAAAUAGUGUAUCUCUUUGUGUCUACUAUGUCAUGUUUUCCCUAUUUUUCCUUAGCAUACACUGAACUAGCUACAACUGUAGUUAAUCAAGUCAUUUCUAUUCCAUUUACUGGUAGUGCUAAUCUUUUGAAAUUUCAUCUGGCUUUACUUGCUGGUAGCGUGGAAACGGUAUCUCAAAAAUCAGAUAAUGUACAAUAUCGUGUAUUUGAUGCAAUUAAUAUUACUUGGCGACCACAACAGAUAACUAUGGAAGUAAGUUAUAUAUAUAGUCAAAGUGAGUUGCAGUUUGUCAGGGAUUGAAGAUAGACACACUCGGGUUUAUUAAAUAUAGCAGACCAGUUUUAAGAUUUAGAUUCAAUUAAUUAGACGAAUCAAACUUCGCAUAAUAAGUUGCUUAGAUAUUCUGUACAUAAAUUUUUGUUAUUUUUUUGUGAAAAAAACUACAUAGUAGUACUUCGUUGUUUAAUUAUGAAUAUUCAUCCUAUACAUUUCGAUCUCAGUGGCAAUCCAAUCCUACAAGUGACAUGUAUGCGGAUGCUGUACAGAAUGUUAUUUUACGUGCUGCUAUGCAAGGAAUGCCUCCUAGAGGUUUACCUCAUCUUAUUGAACCGAACAAAGAACAAUUUCGAUCUGCCCUCGAAGUAGCACUUCAAGAUGCAUUCGGUAUUGACUGUUUAGAAGAAGAGAUAAUUAAGCCUGAUGCUAAUCAUGUUAUAGUGCAUGUUGAUUCUCAUGUCGCUGAAGUGAAUCUGUGCGAUUUAUCCGUCUCGUGUAAAACCAAUCCAAGAUUGGAGCAUAUUCUUCAAGUUAUGGUCAAUCGAUUAAACCACUGUAUUUCAGCUAUGUGAAUUAAUUAUUUUGUAAAUUAUAAUCUUUUUUACAG
This is a messenger RNA of Schistosoma intercalatum, 2956 nucleotides long. The record is from the annotation of a GenBank genome assembly. Lineage: Eukaryota; Metazoa; Platyhelminthes; Trematoda; Strigeidida; Schistosomatidae.